AUGCCUCCUCCGGCAGAAGCACCACAGGCGACUUCGUCCCACAUGAUGAAGACGACAAAACGCGGCAGGCCAUUCCUCAAGCUGACCACAAAUAGGCAAUACUUCCGUACUUUCCCCAAUUCUUUCACCACCGACGAUGCGGCGAGGAACCUGGCGUCGCUGAAAUUUUCGCAAUCGAAUCGUGGACCAGAUCCCCGAGAACCAUCUCGCAUUGUCACGACCACGACUACCACGACCUUCUCCAUGACUCGUGAUAUGGCCAAGGCGAUGUGCCAGCAGUUCAUGGAUGCACGUCUCAUUGAGAACGCGGCGGAUCCUGGCUCCAACCUCUUCAAGGAGCGUGGCGUGUACGUGCUGACGCCGAAGGGUCUCCACGUCCUUGAACGGUUCAUGAGCAAGAACGGCAUCAAUGGCGACCACCUCGCCCGUGUCUUUUCCUCUCAACCAAUCUGCAUGAAGCUGCUGCAUCUCGAGCGACGGUCAGUCGACGAUGAGAUCAUCGUCUCACACUCUGCCAUCACUGCCCUUUUUCGUCGCUUCGUCGGUCGCCAGCCUAACUAUCCUCCUGAGUACAUGGAGACCAUGGAUGCGUUCCAGAAGUAUCACGAACGGUCGAAGGGCGUAGCAUUGAUGGACGUGUCUGAGAAGGGGGCGAAAGGCCCGGUCGUCCACAAGCACUGCUUCGCUGCCGUGACGGCUUUGGAGUGGCUAUGCGACUUUACGUCCGUCAUCGGUAGGGAAGAGGCGGCCGAGAUGGCGGCGCAAUUUGUGCGGUUCGGCCUCAUCACCCUUGUUUCCGACAAGCGAAAGAACAACGACUCCGCUAUCAUCUUCACCGUUCGUGGUGCUGCUGGCGGUGCGAACUCGUCCAUCUCUCAACAUGGAGAGUUCCGUUGUACAGCGAAGGCCAUCUAUCGCGUCACCGACGAAGGUCGUCGACUUGCCCGUUGGGACAUGCCUGAUGGUGCUCGGCCAUCUCCGAACAGCUCCGCGGCGAACGUCUCGAAUGCAGCGCGGACAUCGGAGGAUCACAGCGUCGACGCAUCGACCGCUGAGGGUGCCGCCUCAACUGAUGCGAAGAUACAUCGCCGCAUCUCCAUGACGGAGAAGUUGAACGCAAGUUACGACCCCGAGAAGAAAGCGCACAAGGAGUCCAACACGGACCGUCUCAAGUUCAUCAUGGAGGAGCCACAGCUGCGUGCGCUCUUCCGUGAUUUCCUCCGGAGCAACUUCUGCGAGGAGAACCUGUCCUUCUACCUCGACGUUCAGGAUUUCAAGAAGUCCUUCAGCACGACAUCUAGCGCUAUCGCUGCGAAUCCCGCAGGGAGAGGAGCUAAGAGCACGCCUGGUCAGCUGGCUAUGGAGAAACAUCACGAGGCUCUCAUCCAGAAGGCUUUCGUCAUCUACAACACGUACUUGGCACCGUCUUCGCAAAGCGAGCUCAACAUCGAUCAUGGUCUUCGGAACGAGCUCUCGGGUUACCUCUCGGACGUCAUCCAGAGCUUGACGGGCAAGACCUUCCAAGGUCGUGUCGAGCUGGAGCAGGCCAACGCCUUCAAUGCAACGCAGCUGCAGACAAUGAUUCGUCUGUACGAACGUAUUCAGACGCACGUUUUCCGCCUUAUGGCUACGGACUCUGUCCCGAAGUUCAUCAAGACUCCGAGGUUCCUUGCGCUCAAGAUCAAGUUGGUUGAGGAAGAUGACGGUCCUCUUGCGGACUUCCCUUUGAUGAAUUCGAGCGCGUCGACACCGACGGUACCACCAGGACUGGAGGCCAGCGAGGAGGAGGUUGGAGGGGCGUACGUGACGAUAUCGCAAAGAGCAGUGACUCAAGAGCGCACUCAGGAGCGCCCUCCGGCGAUUGAACACCGGUGACAUGGUUGACUCGUUGAUCGAUCCCAGUCGGUUGGCGCACUCCUAUGCAUCUCAUUCUCGCUCUUGAUAUCUUAUGCCCCAUGUCAGUCUGCAACAGUAUAUGCCUCGCCAUGCAUCCAAGCUCGUACAUCUGUCAUCAUACUACAGUCCUCAUAGUUGUCACGCUGUGUCAUUCAAUCAAUUCUCGCUACGUCCUGUUCGUCUCCACAGGCGGGGUCCUCGUUUACUGAUCAUCGCUCAUCGUCAUCUACGCUUGGCACAUCUUCUAUCCAGGCUUGGUCCUCAGUACUUUUGCAUUUUAUUCUCCGGCAUACAUCCACAUCUCCCUCUCGUACACAUCCCC
This is a messenger RNA of Dichomitus squalens LYAD-421 SS1, 2218 nucleotides long. RefSeq names its product regulator of G protein signaling. The record is from RefSeq and is a predicted model, not a curated record. Lineage: Eukaryota; Fungi; Basidiomycota; Agaricomycetes; Polyporales; Polyporaceae. The transcript is spliced from 5 exons. Gene Ontology annotation, biological process: intracellular signal transduction. The coding region runs from base 1 to 1875 and encodes 624 amino acids.